GGCACUCGAGAGAAAAAGAGCUAGAUAUGUAAGCUGUAAGCUAUCUUGUUAUAAGCAUCAAUAAAUGUGGUUAAGCAAAUAGACUGUGGUGAAGGAGAUUAGGAAAGGAAAAGCCUGAGACAAUUUCUACCAGUGACUCAUAGAACUGAAACUGAAACACUUUCUCUUCCUGCUUCACAAUGACGUCAGUGAUGUCAGAGAAGGACCACUCUUCAGCAUCCACACAACCGCACCCAGUCUGAGAAAAAAGGAGGAAAAUCAUUCAGACUCAUUGUGUCUUCAGUUGUACAGCAAUGAAUGAACAAACAGGUCCUGAAGCUGCUUCUGCAAAACAUGCAAGGAAUAGGCAAAAUGAAGUUGAGCAGUUGAAGACCACUGAUAGUUUGCCAGAGCGUAAAGGAGCUGGUGGUGACACUAUUUCCAUAAUGAUGGUGGAAGAAACUAAAACAAAAUCCUCAGGUGGUACUGCAAGAGGUUUCCUAAACCGCAUGUUAAAGACAAAAAAGUUGGGCAAAAAACAUUCCUCAGAAUCUAAUCCAGAGCAUAAGGGGGUUGGAGGUGACUCUAUUUCCACAAUGAUGGUUAAACAAACUAAAAAAUCCUCAAAUGGUUCUGCAAGACCUUUCUUAAAUCUCACAUUAAAGAAAAAAAAGUCAGACAAAAAACAUUCCUCAAAAUCUAAUCCAGAGCUCUUGGAUUUCAGUCAGAAUCUGGAACUGGGAUAUUUGGCAGAAGCUAGCCAGCAACUUUUGGAAAGGGAGAAGUGCCUCUUUAGCUCACAGUCAUCAGCUAAGGAGGUGAUUUGCACAGAAGAUGAAAAAAAAGGUUUGAGGAAGGACUAUGAGACUCUGAUGGAUCAUCUGAAGAUGGCUGUCCAUGAUUCCUUUAACAUGGAGAAUCAGGAGAUGCUGAGAAGUGCUAUAAUGGCUAUAGCUCAGCAGGAGGAACAAGACAGGCACUGGGAAGAGGCAGCAGAGGAGUCCCCAUGUUGGCGCCCCAUGAGAUGCCGACAGAUCCAUGACAUGAUAAUUAAGGAGGUGGUGGAGGUACGGCUGCAGCAAGUAAAUGAAGAAGAGCUUGACACAGACGUGCUGAAAAGAGAGGUGGUACAGAUAGGCAGUGUCAUUCAGAAUGACCUGCUUCAAGUUGUCAAUCACGUGCAGAAAUGUUACUCAUCAGAUUUCAACGUGUGUGACAUGUAUGCUCAGCUCUAUCAUCAAGCUUUCUCAACAAAACUCAAGAAACUUCUACAGUUCAGUGUUACUGGGGAGGAUUACAGAUUCAUACUGAAACAAAUAAACAAUUAUCCAAAGGCUAUUUUGCAACAGGACGAACUGAACUCAAACAUCACAAUUGAAUCAUUAGGAGCUUUGUUAACUGAGGAAGAUCAUAAGUCACUGGAGGAGCAAUAUUUGUCACACAAAGAGAAAGAAGUCAAGACUUGGUUGUCCAAUGCUCUUAAGUUAAAGGAGGCAGACUGGCAGGCUAAUAAAAAACCUGAACUUAUUGAUGAAUAUUAUUUUUGCAAUCUCGCUUUAGAUGUUAUAGCGGUUAUUGAUGGAGCCAUAAAAGACGUUGGAGACUUUCUGGGAAAUGAUAAAGCACAGCAAAUGUUUUUGCAGAUGGGCGGCUUCCUAAUGAGUUAUAAGAACUCCGUGGAGGAAUUUCUUAAAUGCCAGCAGACGAACAUGGCUGAAAUCAUGAAAGCCCAGCUGUUUAAUAUCAGCAAGAUAAGGGAGCAUAUAGAGAAACAAGAGAAUCUUCCAGAUGAAAUGAAAGUAGCCUGGCUAUCGAUUGCAUCAGAGCUAAGAGACUCCAGUCACAGUUACUUCCUCAGCCCCAUACACAAGGAACUCAAGGUGAAUUACCGUGAAUUGUGGACUCCAGCUUGGUUUUCAAAGCAUGAAGAGAUUAUUGGCAAACUAGAAGCUACACUGAAUGAGAAAAUUCAUUCUUUGAAAGGCCUACACAGUGCCUGUCUAAAGGAGCUGUUGAGUCAGCUGCAUUUUGAGGUGAUGAUUGAAUAUGUCAAAAGGAUGCUAAAGAGGAAACUGAAACUAAAAAACAAGGACAAGCAGGAGGCAGCUGCAUGCUUUCUGUGUCAGGACAGUGACAGAAUCAACACACUGUUUUACACAAAUGGAUCGGAGAAGGAAUGGCUAUCAGUAAUUUUGCCCAGAGUUUCAGAAGUGAUAAAGGAGCAAGAUCCAGAAAACCUUGAACUAGAAAUCUGCGUGCUGUUAAAACACCACCCUGACCUCAGUGAACGGCAGGUCUGUCAGCUCUUGCAGCUGAAAAACAGAUGUCCAGAUGUGCACAUGGUCAGAGAAUGUUACCAUCAGUCUACGAAAAAUCUGGAAGACUCUGAGCCGACUCCAGCUUUCUUCUGCCAUGUGCCUGGGAGUAUCUCAUUGAGCUUCUUUUCUUGUUUCUGCACACUCCCGUUCUUUCGUUUGAAUGAAGUGCCAUGUAGGAAAUGAUAACAACUACUCUUUCAUGUUUGUCACAAUACAACAAAAAUCAAAUGACAAAGAGGCAAGCCACAGAGUUGCAUAAUUAAAUUUACUUAAUUAAAGUUUAAAAAAAAAGAAAAGAGAAUUAUACAAUAUUUGUGGGUAUCAUUUUAUGGGAUUAAGUAAAAGGAUCUGACCAAAUUCAGUUUUAGUGUAAAUUGUAGCUCAGGAUAAGCUCAGAUUGGUCAAAUGUUUGACCCAACAAUGUUGCUAACUUUGCUGUAAGCUGAAUCUGACCAUGCAAUGUGGAGUUAAUGCCUAAUAGCCUCAAAAACCUAAUUGGUAUGUGUAGUUCAAACAUGAUAAUGACCUUUGUGAUGCAGGCAUUAACAUAAAGACUGCUAAUUAACAUGCUACAAGGAAGAUGUGAUUGUGACUUGAUGUGAUGGUGCCUGUUCUGGAUGUAUGGCAAGUGAAUAAGCUUGCGCUGUGGGAAUGUGACUCAGCAGCUGGCUGGACAGAAUUCUUUUGCAAAUUUGCAUGGCAUUUGCAAGACAGAAGAAUUCCAUGUAUGGUACACUAUUGCAGCAUUGCAUCUGUCAACUUUUCCUCUCUUUCCAGCCGAAAGAAAUUAAGGUCAUUCCCAUCCUCCAUCACUGGAUGGUUGACGCCUGUCUUGCUGCUCAUGGAUAUGACAUUGUUUAUGUUUUAGGUGUUUUUUGGGUUGCUGAAUAUAAGUGAGAUUCUAAGAUCACAGCCACAAGAAAAUGUCUCUUAGUUGGAGCAAAUAUGGCUGUAAGAUUAAGUGUGAAUAUCAAAGCCCCUAAACCUAAAGAAAGCCCAAUUUUAAUAUGAAAGGGCACAGAACAUAAGCAGGCAGUUUGAAAUAGACUAGUGUUUUGUGUGUCCAUGGCUGUGUUCCAGGGGUACCUAAAUUCUGCUGACAAAACUAGGCAUCUUUCAGCAUUUUAUAUGGGUAGGUAUAAUGCACUUAUUAAAAUACAUUAUCAUUUCUAUGGUGAUGCUCCACACAAUCUAAGCAUAAUAAUAAACACAUUAAAAAUGUGUCGUUAUUUAGCAAAGAAAACCAAAAGUUUUAGCAAAAGUUGUUAUAUUUGUUUAUAUGGUAAAGCUUUCUGUAAGGAAACGUUAACUUAAUGGAAGGAGUCUCCAAUGUCAGUGCUUUGUAACAGGUAAAGCUGUAAAAUUAAGCUUACCAACACACCACCGCCUUCAGAACAGAUGAUCUUGUGCUUUGGAGUGUCUUGAUAACAAGCUGAUUUUUUUUCUGAUAUUUAUUUAUUUAUUUAUUUUUUUGUCUUAUUGAAGAAAAAAAGUGAGGCUGGUGAGGUAGUGACUGUUUAUACCUCCUACAAUGUAAGUGACAACAGGAGCUUACUUGUUUCAUGAAUGUUUCACAGCAUUAAAUGUAACUAUAAAAAGUAUGAUGGGCUGUUCUUUAAUAAAUAAAAAUAAUAAAUUGUUGGCAAAUUGCUGUGAUAUAAGAAGAAUAAUACACUUCAGGACAAACUGUUAUAGGAAAAUAAUCUUUGGGAUGGUAACAUAUCACACCACCCUGUUGGUGAUUAUUUUCUGUAACAGCAUGCCCCGCUGUGUUUUAUUCCUCAUAUACACAAAAAAAAAAAAUUUAGAUACAGGAGAUGUAUGAGAUUUAUUGAGUUUCCGCUUGGCGGUCACAGGUUUUGUUGUAUUGAUUUUUUCUUUAACAAUAUAAGACUUCAUUUAUACUCUGUUUAAACAUUUUGCAUAAGAUCAGUAAUUAAGUCUGACAUUAGAUUUCAAGAGAAACGUGAGUAAUAUUUCAAACUACAUGACUGAAAUUAGAGCAGAAAUUUGUGUGUCUUCAGAAACAUACAUGUUAUUUGUAUCAAAGAAUGUGAAAUGUGUGCUAAUACCUUUAUUAGUUUCAGACAAGCCACAUAAUAUUACUGUAUUGCAUAAUGGCCAAUGAACAGUUGAUUUUCUGGUUUACAUUUCGCUAUUUCCCUUGGUUUUGGGGAAUAACCUAGUAUAUUUGAGUGUGACCUUCUUCAGUAUGAGUCAGUAGACAUGUGCCAGGUCUUACAGUCUUGCAUAACUCACUGGUCAAUUGUUUUUUCUUUCACUUGUAAGGGGAAGAAAAAUUUUAAAUGUGUGUGUGUGACAAUGUGUAUAAGUAAGUGUGAACUAAAUGUACUUACUUAGUGGUGGUUCUAGUAGUCAGUUUAAAUUGCAUCCCUCAUCCCCCUCAUCUCUCAUCACUGUUUCAAACUGGAAAUAUUCUGUGCAUGCAUAAAAUAAACAACUUGUU
This is a messenger RNA of Pangasianodon hypophthalmus (striped catfish), 4764 nucleotides long. Its product is annotated as exocyst complex component 3-like protein. The record is from RefSeq and is a predicted model, not a curated record. Bases 294 to 2480 code for a protein of 728 amino acids. Gene Ontology annotation, biological process: exocyst localization; exocytosis. Gene Ontology annotation, molecular function: SNARE binding. The transcript has 14 exons. Gene Ontology annotation, cellular component: exocyst. Lineage: Eukaryota; Metazoa; Chordata; Actinopteri; Siluriformes; Pangasiidae.